This is a messenger RNA of Etheostoma spectabile (orangethroat darter), 2276 nucleotides long. It is a transcript of the gene kcnk3a, whose product is annotated as potassium channel, subfamily K, member 3a. The transcript is spliced from 2 exons. Bases 144 to 1346 code for a protein of 400 amino acids. Gene Ontology annotation, cellular component: plasma membrane. Gene Ontology annotation, biological process: potassium ion transmembrane transport; stabilization of membrane potential. Gene Ontology annotation, molecular function: potassium ion leak channel activity; open rectifier potassium channel activity; outward rectifier potassium channel activity. NCBI's taxonomy places the organism in Eukaryota, Metazoa, Chordata, Actinopteri, Perciformes, Percidae. The record is from RefSeq and is a predicted model, not a curated record.
GAAUGAACAGCUCCUUGGCUCAUAAAGUAAUCAGAGAGCUUCUCUGCUCCGUCAGAGCGGCACAGUCAUGAGCCAGCCGAGCUCCCCGUCCUCCAGACCCGCGCUGACACUUUGCCCGUCCCCCUAACACGCACCACGGCACCAUGAAGAGGCAAAACGUGAGGACCCUCGCCCUCAUUAUCUGCACCUUCACCUACCUGAUAGUCGGGGCCGCGAUCUUCGACGCGCUGGAAUCCCGGAUGGAGACGACCCAGAGGAGGGAGCUGCGCCUGAGGAAAGCAGAACUGCUCAAGAGAUUCAACCUGUCCCCGCAGGACUUCGACGAGCUGGAGAAUGUGGUGCUGGACCUCAAGCCGCACAAAGCCGGGAUGCAGUGGAAAUUCGCCGGCUCGUUUUACUUCGCCAUCACUGUGAUCACCACCAUUGGAUAUGGCCAUGCAGCCCCCAGCACAGAUGGAGGGAAGGUGUUCUGCAUGCUUUAUGCCCUCCUGGGCAUCCCGCUCACCUUGGUCAUGUUCCAGAGCGUGGGUGAGCGGAUCAACACAUUCGUCAGGUACCUGCUCCACCGCCUGAAGAAGUGCCUUGGCAUGAGGCGCACUGAGGUCUCCAUGGUCAACAUGGUGAUCAUCGGCUUCAUAUCCUGCAUGAGCACACUGUGCUUGGGAGCGCUGGCCUUCUCACACUUUGAGGGAUGGAGCUUCUUUCAUGCUUACUACUACUGCUUUAUCACGCUCACCACCAUCGGCUUCGGGGACUAUGUAGCGCUGCAGAAUGAGCACGCUUUGCAGAACAAGCCGGAGUAUGUGGUCUUUAGCUUCAUCUACAUCCUGACAGGCCUGGCUGUGAUUGGAGCCUUCCUCAACUUGGCAGUGCUAAGGUUCAUGACCAUGAACGCCGAGGACGAGAAGAGAGAUGCCGAGCAGAGGGCUCUCCUCUCUCAUAAUGGUCAGGCGGGUGGACACAUUCACUGUUCAGUAGACCAGGCCUCCACCUCCUCCACACCGUCUGUGUGCGGCGGAGGAAGCGCAGUCGAAGGUGGUGGGGGCGGGUCGGGGAGCCGGGGUCUACGUAAUGUUUACGCCGAAGUGCUACACUUCCAAUCCAUGUGCUCUUGCCUUUGGUACAAGAGUAGAGAGAAGCUGCAAUACUCCAUACCCAUGAUCAUCCCACGUGACCUCUCCACUUCGGACACCUACAUGGAGCAUGGAGAGGCUUUUUCCAACACCCUGCACUCAAACGGCUGCGUGUGCAGCAUGCAACGCCACUCGGGCAUCAGCUCAGUUUCCACUGGUCUUCACAGCAUUAACACCUACAGGAGACUCAAGAAACGCAGAAGCUCCAUCUAAACCUGGAGUACUUCAUGCUUUAAAGUCAAGUCCCACAAGAGUGCCCUUCUACUGUGGUACUAGAUUAUCUGAGGACAUCAGGGGAGCACGACUCCAGCCCUAAAGAGACGCACUACUCUUGAUGUGUGCUUCUUUCUGGCAAGAGCCUGCUGCUGUCUCCAGACUCAUGUAUUUAACUUCCAUUAGCUCAGCACAAACCAUGUUACAUUACAUUACAGCACAAACCAUGUUACAUUACAUUACAUUACAUGUCAUUUAGUUGACGCUUUUAUCCAAAGCGACUUACAAUUGCUCUGGAACAACUAGGGGUUAAGUGUCUUGCUCAGGGACACAUUGGUUGAUGUAUUGCAGUGGGAAUCAAACCCAGGUCUCCCACACCAAAGGCACCACUGCACCAUCACCACCCUAUGUAGGACUAACAUAGUAACUGAUGUCACUGAGAGAGAAUGCUAAUGGUUGUUUGGGAAGCAUUCAGUACACAAACUCUGAGACUGUUGCAGUUAGAAGACAAGGGGAAAACACACGUGUGCAGCUCUCUCUGCACUUCUGAAUUCCAAUAUUAAAUGUCAUAAUAUUGAAUUCUGUAUUUUUUUUGUUCAUAAGACAAAAUUUUAAUGUUCUAAUACAUAUAAAGGGACAAAGUACACUGUGAGACAUGUUUUUAAGAGGGAUUGUACAUAAUGCCCCCACUAUGAAGAAAUAUUUUAUUGAAUAAUCCACGUUUUCCAAAAAGACUCUUAAUCUUUGGUUGAAAGAAUUAUACUCAAUGCAGUGAAAUUGAAAGGUGUACAGUAUAUAUUUGGACACUUAACUUGUAGGUGUUGAGGGUUGAGGGAAAGCUUAUUUUUACAGUGAAAGAUUUAAAAAAAUAAAUAUAUUCUCAGUGUCUUCUCAUGUGUGUCUGUAACUAAAGUGCAGGUUCAAGCCAAA